This is a messenger RNA of Paramecium sonneborni, 2431 nucleotides long. Lineage: Eukaryota; Ciliophora; Oligohymenophorea; Peniculida; Parameciidae. The record is from the annotation of a GenBank genome assembly.
AUGUAAAAAAUAAGUGAUUUACCAAAGAGACCAGGAAGAUCAUAAAGAUUGGAACAAAUAAGUAGAAGGAUAAAUUUAAUAUCAAAUCACUUUCCUAUGAAGUUCAUAGAGUAAAAUCAAGCAAUUAAUAUAUACUCAGUUGAUUUAGAUCCAGUAAUAGCAGAUGAUGCUAGAAAAUUAAGAGAAGAGAUUAUUAAAUUAGCAAGAAAAGAUUUUGAAGCAUAAGGAUUGAAAGAAUUUACAGUAAUAUAUUUUAAGAUGAUUUUAGUUAAGAGGCUAGAAUAUAUGGUCAUCUUAUAAUAUUCAAGAUAGAUUAAUAGGAAAAGCAUAAUUUUAAUAGUAAGAGUAUAUAGUUAUUGUCUAACAUAAGAAAGAGUAUACUUUAUAAGAUUUAUCAGAAACGACUACUAAUCCAGUCACAUAAUCAAUUAAUGUAGCAGUUAAAAGAUCUUUAAAAGAAAUGGGAAUGAUUGAAAUAGGUAGAUAAUCUAAAUUUUAUGAUCCAAAGAAUAUUGAAUGCAAUAGAGUAAUAUUUCUAUUUAAUUUCAUUAGAUUAAUGAACAUGGAUUAAAAGUGUGGAGAGGAAUUAAGACUUCUUUUUAAAUUUAUUAAGGCAUGCCUUUCCUAUAAAUAGAUUUUGCAUCCAGAGUUCUUAGAGAUCAAACUGCUUUAGAAUUUAUGUUGAAUCUUAAUACUAGGAGUAUUUAAGAUAUUAAAAAUGAAAUGAUAGGAUUAAGUGUUUUAGCAGCAUAUGGGAAUUGCAGAAUUUAUAGAAUAGAUGAAAUUGAAUUUAGUUUAAAUCCUACUCAUUCCUUCUAAUUAUAAGAUGGAAAAUCUAUUACAUAUUAAGAAUAUUAUAAAUAAAGAUAUAAUAUUUAAAUUAGAGAUCUUUAAUAACCUCUAUUAAUGUAUAAGGAUAAAAGAAAUUUAGAUAAAAUUGCAUAUUUAGUACCUGAAUUAUUAACUAUGACAGGAUUAACUGAUCGUUAAAGAGCUGAUUAUAAAUGUAUGUAAAGUGUUGCCAAAUAUACUAAAUUGUCACCAUAGUAAAGAGAUGAUGAAAUCUAUAGAUUUUAUUAAGAUUUAAAAAAAAAUCUUUAAAAAAAGAAUAUAUAAUUAAGUGAUGAUUAAAAUGUAUAAGGAUUUUAAUUGUAAGCACCAAGAAUUUAUAUGGGUAAUAAAGAAUAUUAAACAGAUUAAAGUGGAUUCUUUAUGAUUAAAGAUCCUGUCUUUUAAGGAUCUCAUAUUUAAGAUUGGUUUAUGGUUUAUUAAUCAAGAGGUAAAAAUGAUGAUGAUGAUGUUGAUUUUAUUGUCUCAGAAUUAUAGAAAUAAGGAGAAAAAAUAGGAAUUAGAAUUGAAAAGCCUUAUUUUGUAAUGCUUAAAGAUAAUAAUAUAUAAAAUUGGUUAUAAAGAUUAAAUGCUGAGAUAGGAAAUAAACCUCCAUAAAUGAUAGUCACAUUUGUUAAUGAAAGAGACAAAGAUAAAAUCUAUGGACACAUUAAGAGAUAUUGUUUUUAAGAUUUAGGUAUUAGUCAUCAAAACAUUCUAAGCAAAUUCUUAAGAACUAAGAAUCCUUCUAGUGUUGCUUCUAAAAUUGCAUAAUAGAUGAGUAUGAAAUUAGGUAAUGCUUUAUGGGCUAUUCCUAAACCAAAUGGUGUAUCAGAUAAAACAAUGAUUGUUGGUAUUGAUAUUUACCAUAAAUUAUUAACUAAUCGUAAAUCUUGCAUGGGAUUUGUUGCUUAUUUAGAAUCAGAAUGUUUGAAUACAUUUUCUAAACCUAUAAUAAUGAGAGAAGGAUAAGAACUAUCUCAUGAAGUAGGGAGAGUAAUUGUUGAAGCUAUUUCUGCUUAUUUUGAAAGAAAUGGUAAAAAAUAUCUACCAGAUACUAUAAUAGUAUUUAGAGAUGGAGUUGGUAAUGCAUAAAUAGAUGCACUUAAAUAGACUGAAAUCUAAUAAAUGAAAAAUGCAAUAAAAAGUAUUAAUAAAAAUUACAAUCCUUAAUUUGCUGUUAUAAUGAUAAAUAAAAAAAUAAAUGAUCGUUUCUUUAUGAUCAAUAAUGGAGGAUAAUAAUAAAUGAAAUCAUAAUUAUCUAAUCCUCCUUCAGGCACUGUUAUUGGUGAUAAAAUUACGUCAUCUAAUUUCGAUUAUUUUAUUACUGCCUAAUAUGUUACAUAAGGUACAUGUACUCCAACUCAUUAUCGAGUAUUAGAAAACAAUACAAAUUGGAGUGAAGAGUUAUUUUGGUAAUUAACAUAUUAUUAAUGCUUUAAUUAUUAGAAUUGGAGUGGAGCUGUAAGGUAUUUGUUUAAUUAUUCCAAUAUAUAGAGUGCCAGCAUGUGUAUAAUAUGCUCAUAAAUUAGCUUAUUUAAUUGGAGAUACAUAUUAGGGAAAUAUUCAUAAAAGAUUGGCACAUUUAUAAUGUUGUCUAUGA